AUCUGAAGUAUUUGGAAUCGAGACUUUUACAAAGAUGACUCAUUUACAUGCUGGACUCAGUCCAGAGACUAUAGAGAAAGCCCGCCUGGAGCUCAAUGAAAACCCAGAUGUUUUGCACCAGGACAUCCAACAAGUCAGGGAUAUGAUCAUCACAAGGCCUGACAUUGGAUUUUUACGUACAGAUGAUGCCUUCAUCUUGAGGUUUCUCCGAGCCAGAAAGUUUCACCAAACAGAUGCCUUCAGGUUACUGGCUCAGUACUUUCAGUACCGUCAAAUGAACCUGGAUAUGUUCAAAAAUUUCAAGGCUGAUGAUCCAGGGAUCAAACGGGCUCUGAUUGAUGGAUUUCCUGGAGUCCUGGAAAACAGAGAUCACUAUGGUCGGAAGAUACUUUUGCUUUUUGCAGCCAACUGGGAUCAGAGUAGGAAUUCUUUCAUAGACAUUUUACGGGCUAUUCUGUUAUCCUUAGAAGUUCUCAUUGAAGACCAAGAGCUUCAGAUAAAUGGCUUCAUUCUAAUUAUAGACUGGAGCAACUUCUCCUUCAAGCAAGCCUCCAAAUUAACACCUUCUAUCCUCAAACUGGCCAUUGAAGGUUUACAGAUCUUCCUUCAUGGUAACAAUCUGAACAGCCUUCACCAGCUAAUACACCCUGACUGCCUGCCUUCAGAGUUUGGAGGGACACUUCCUCCUUAUGACAUGGGUACUUGGGCUCGGACAUUGCUUGGCCCUGACUACAGUGAUGAGAAUGAGUACACUCACACAUCCUACAAUGCCAUGCACGUGAAGCAUGCAUCGUCCAACUUGGAAAGGGAAUGCUCACCAAAACGUAUGAAGAGGUCUCAGUCAGUGGUGGAGCCUGGGAUGCUGAAACAUGAAGAUCAGAAUGAAAACGAGAACACCCAGCCACUGCUGGCGCUAGACUGA
Gekko japonicus is the source of this 922-nucleotide messenger RNA. RefSeq names its product clavesin 1 (gene CLVS1). The transcript has 4 exons. The record is from RefSeq and is a predicted model, not a curated record. NCBI's taxonomy places the organism in Eukaryota, Metazoa, Chordata, Lepidosauria, Squamata, Gekkonidae. Gene Ontology annotation, molecular function: phosphatidylinositol bisphosphate binding. Bases 35 to 922 code for a protein of 295 amino acids. Gene Ontology annotation, cellular component: membrane.